Messenger RNA from Ilyonectria robusta, 2000 nucleotides. RefSeq names its product kinase-like domain-containing protein. The coding region runs from base 1 to 1740 and encodes 579 amino acids. Gene Ontology annotation, biological process: peptidyl-serine phosphorylation; peptidyl-threonine phosphorylation. The transcript is spliced from 4 exons. The record is from RefSeq and is a predicted model, not a curated record. Lineage: Eukaryota; Fungi; Ascomycota; Sordariomycetes; Hypocreales; Nectriaceae. Gene Ontology annotation, molecular function: ATP binding; protein serine/threonine kinase activity.
AUGGGCGACAACAAUCUUCUUCCCCAGGUCAUUAUUUCUUCUGUCGAAACAGAUUCCGACCAAGAUCUCGGAUACACGUACGACGGGGAUGGUCUCGUUCCCAUUGUUGAUGAUCAAAACACCACGCUCGGCGAUCUGAUCAGAGAAUACGAGAUUUGCGGCAUUGAUGGCCGUUACUGGACCCCGAAAUUAUUGCGCCACGUUCUGUCCAGAGAUCGAGUCGAGGCGGAACUCAAGAAAACGGAGCAGACUUGUGGCGAAUUGGAUAUUCCGCAACUUGUCAAUGCUGUUUGUCCGCAAGAUGAAAGCACUGGAUCGAAGUCGUACUUGAAAAUCUUUGCGCUCCUGGCCCUUGGAAAACAACAGAGAUAUCUGGCCAAGUUCAUCCGUGAUGGGGUCUGCGACGAGAAAUUGCCUAUCAUCAUUGGGGCGAUCUGCAAAGAGUUUCACCUUCACCGUGAGACAAGCCGGCCGUGGCGCAAGGCGAAGGAUUCCGCCGAAUUAGAAAACUGUGGCGCGUUUGGAGCAGUCACUCUGGUCGAGUUUCAUCCCACCAGUCAUUCUUUCGACGCCGCCCUUACUGGGGUAAGUCUGGUCUGGAAAGCGAGUCAUCAUUCCAUUAAAAUGAAUAGAAGCAGAAUUGCUAUCAAGACACUUCAUGACGAGAAGUUCAACGACGAGAAGCAAUUUCGCAGAGAGUUCGACCAAUUGAACCGAUUCAGUGGCUUCGUACAUAAGCAUCUCGUCACCACGUUAGGGGCCUUCAAGUACGGCAGCCAAUGGAGCUUCGUCUUUCCAGGUGCGGCGUGCGACCUUGACAUGUGCUUGGAGGAACAGAACCCUCCAUGGAAUCCUAAGACGGUGAGGUGGGCGUCUGAUCAACUUUGGGGGAUAAUGGGGGCGCUCGACACAAUACACAAUCCGCGGCACCUCCAUGCAAGCGGCAGAGGCGAGAAGCGAUACGGUAGACACGGGGACAUCAAGUGCGACAACAUUCUUUGCUUCCAGGAUGCAGUUGAGUCUGAUCAGCAUGUCCUGGUCAUCUCCGACUUUGGGUUAUCUGACUUCAAUCGCGAUACAAGUCGGUCCAACAUCCCAAACAAGACAAUCCCCGCUGUUCCAGGUUACCGCCCACCCGAGUGCGAUAUCAAGGGAGGCCUCAUUUCCAGAGCCUACGACAUAUGGACCGUGGGCUGUCUGUUCCUCGAAUUCCUCACCUGGCUUAUGGGAGGCCCUACCAGCCUCGACCAGUUUCGAAGGCAAAGGGAGACCAUGUUCAUCAAUGGAUCAAAGAACGACAUCUUCUUUUCUCUGAUGACCUGCGAAGAGAAAGGCCCCGGAGUGUACGUGGCGCAGGUGAAGGUCGAGGUCACCGAUUGGAUCCAACAAAUGAGACGUGAGAUGCAUUGUUCUCGCUUCAUCCAUGACGUCCUGGACCUGAUUCAAGAGGAAAUACUGGUUGUUCUGGAGAACAAUGAUGGACAGUCCUCGGGUACAAGGUCCUCGUCGGGAGAGCUCAGUGAUGCACUUCGGCGCAUUCGAAAUGCUUGUGCCAAGGACAGCUAUUGUAUACAGGGCGUUGCGGUAGAUAGAUGUCCCCCGACGAUCCCGGCUGUUGAGGUAGAUCUUAACGAGUUCGCCACGAAGAUGAUCCUCGAUCAGAAGCCACAGUUGAAAGAUCACAAAGGAGAAACGAGAAGGUCUAUGCUGCCUAAUCAAUUCCAGGAGAUGGACAAUUAGCCCGACCUGAAGUUUGGAAGAUGAAAGGUAUGAAAACUGACAAAACAAGAGAGUUAGUGCGUGGAAAUAGUUGGUUUUAUUUUAUUUUUAUUUCGCGGCUCAUUUCCCUAGUACAACAAUUCGGGCUUCCAUUUGUAGAAUAACUUGGCCCACCAAAUGGGCGAGCCCACGCAUGAAUACCAAUUUAGCCCAGGCAGAAAUCACUGGUAAUGAUCUGCCUUUUUGACAACGUGUCGUAACUGGACUUGCUCAGCCUGAAA